Molecule: messenger RNA, 3016 nt
Organism: Gossypium raimondii (Peruvian cotton)
Lineage: Eukaryota; Viridiplantae; Streptophyta; Magnoliopsida; Malvales; Malvaceae
Product: pentatricopeptide repeat-containing protein At2g32630
Exons: 1
Coding region: 1-1842 (613 amino acids)
Molecular function (GO): protein binding
Source: RefSeq, a predicted model, not a curated record
AUGUCAACUAAAAACCUCGUAAAAAUAUUCGAAAAAUCCCUUCCCAGAUACCCCAGUUCACCAGCAAAUAAAAAAACUGCAGAAGAAAUUGCUGAAAUCCUCAUAAAAUCAGGCCUUAAACCCUUCAAAACCAAUCCGUCUUUGAUCUCUGAUCUCGACUCAAACACAACCGACCUCGUUCUUUCAAACCCAAAUCUCCCUAUUCGUUCCUGUAUCCUCUUCUUCAACUUUUUAAGAACGAAUCUUUCUCUUACUCCCCAAAAACCCAAUCUUGAAACCCAUUUAUCUUUCAUUCGCAGAUUGCACAAAGCUGGAAAUUUUGAAGAAAUUAAACAAGUAUUGAAGUUUAUUCUCUCCGACGAUAAUCUUAGAUACCCAGUUGAGGAAAUUCUUUCUCUCUUUGAUUUUGAGUUUGAUAACUCAUAUUUCCUUAACAAGUUGUCCGACUUGCUUUUUAGAGUUUGUGUAGAUAACAAAAGGUUUGAAGAGGCAAAUCUGGUUUUUGAUUAUAUGAAGAAAAUGGGUUUUAAUAUUGAUGAAAGGUCUUGUAUUUUGUAUUUGGUUGCAUUGAAGAAGAGUGAUAAAGGAGAUUCAUUUUUUGUGUUUUUUAGAAGAAUGGUUAAGUCUGGCGUAGAAAUUGGUGCUUAUUCUAUGACAAUUGUGAUUGAUGGGUUAUGUAGAAGAGGGGAAGUUGAGAAAGGUAGAGAAUUGAUGAAUGAAAUGGCUAGUAAAGGGGUUAAAGCUAAUGUUGUUACUUAUAAUACAAUUUUAAACGCUUACGUUAAAAGGAAGGAUUUUGGGGUUGUUUCUGAGGUUUUGAUGUUGAUGGAGAGGGAGGAAGUGGAGUAUAAUGCUGCUACUUAUACUGUUUUGAUUGAGCAUUUUGGAAAUAUUGGCAAGCAUGACGAAGUUGAGAAGCUGUUUGAUGAAAUGCGUGAGAGAAAGGUGGAAAUGGAUGUUCAUCUUUAUACUUCGAUGAUACACUGGCACUGUAGAAGAGGGAGUAUUAAGAAAGCUGUUUCUUUGUUUGAUGAGUUGACUGAGAAAGGCCUUGUUCCGAAUGCACGUGUUUAUGGGGCCUUAAUUGACGGUCUCUGCAAGACUGGGCAGAUGGAGGCAGCUCAGCUAUUGCUAAAAGAUAUGCAAAGUCAAAAAAUUGUGGUAAAUCAGGUGAUAAUUAAUACACUCCUGCAUGGGUAUUGCAGGAAGGGGAUGAUGGAUGAUGCUUUGAGGUUAGUGGCUGUUAUGGAGAAGAAAGGCUUUAAGCCUGAUGUAUUUACUUACAACAUUAUGGCUAGCGGGAUGUGUAGAUUGAAACGAUAUGAGGAAGCGAAGAGAUGGUUGUUCAUGAUGGUAGAAAACCAAUUGACGCCUAAUGCUAUCAACUUCACUACUUUGAUUGAUAUUCACUGCAAAGAAGGAAACAUUGUUGAGGCAAAGCGGCUGUUUCGACAAUUGCAGGGAAAGGGGGAGAGUCCUAAUACUGUUACAUAUAAUGCUCUCAUCGAUGGAUAUAGCAAGAAAGGGGAAAUGAAAGACGCAUAUAAGCUAAGGGAUGAGAUGGAAGCCAAAGGAAGAAUUCCUGAUGUAUACACAUACACAUCACUUGUGCAUGGUGAAUGUAGUUUUGGGAAUAUAGAUGAAGCAAUGAAACUAUUUAAUGAAAUGCGUCAAAAGGGUCUAGUUCCAAAUGUAGUCACCUAUACGGCUAUAAUUUCUGGGUUGUCUAAGAAAGGGAGAUCAGAUGAAGCUUUUAGACUUUACAAGGAAAUGAUCGGUUUGGGCCAUGUGCCUGAUCAAAGAGUUUAUAGCUCACUUGUCGGUAGCCUUCAUACAACCUAGGGCCAAUAGUUGGAUGGUCCUUUACCUUGCUUUCCCUUUUUUGUGGUAUUUAGUUUAGACUUCGUGAUAUGCAGCUAGAUGCUAACAAAACCUCAACCUAUCUUCAGGAUGAUGCAAAUAUCAUCACUUUAUGCUAUAGGACUUUAACCAAAGAACAUCACUUUAUGCUAUAGAACUUUAACCAAAGAACAUUCUUGUUGGUGAAAUGCCUGUGAAAGAAAACGUGGCUGAACUUGGGCUCCUUCAAAACAAUGCAAUGUCUGAUUUUGAUGUUAAAUGCUUGUUCAGAGGGUGGCUUGUGUUGUGAGUGUUCGUUUUUGCUGCAGGCUUCAUUGAGAUGUUUGUUUAUUGCAUCAAUCUACGGUUGGUACUGCAUCUGGGAAGGUUAGACAUGUUGACGGUGGGCAAUCGAAUUAUAUGGAUUCUAAAUCCAUGCAGGCAUGUUUCUAUCUGUGAAAUCUGCUCCAGAAGAGUAUUUGCAUACUGAAAGAAGUUAGUUCAGAGGACGUGGAGGAUCCGAGGGAAACAGGAACUACAAAUUUUAUUAUGGAUCUCUCAAGGUCGUAAUAUGCCUACCCCUAAACAUGAUUCACCCUCUUAUUGGUUACUAAUUAUGGUGUAGACGGUUCAAUAGUCAAAACUGUUGAUGAAUUUAUUCCUAUUUGUGGUUGCACCUUUUAUAGCCUCUUCAAUUCAACCCUCUCAUUACAGCCAGUGAAGCUUAAGAUUCUUAUAUCCGAUCCAGGGUUGAAGAUCCUGCUAUCUUCCUCAAAAACUGCAGUGGAGGCCUUGUUUAUGAUAUGUUUGUACUGCCACCUGUUAUGAUGGCCAAGCUCUGCUGACUGCAGAUCCAUUAUAGAAGAAGCUGCUAAGCUUGUUGAGGCUGGUAUGCAGACUUUGGUGAAUAGGUUCUAUAUAUCAGUUUCAGCCUUCAGGAAAUGUUUAAGCUUUCAAAAGGCAUGCUUAUGAACUUGCUAUAAUUUGCUUUGUUGCUAAAAAUGACAUUGUUAAACUCUCUCCAUAGGUCUUUUGAAAAAUUGCCCUGGAAAUUUUAGUGUACAUACAUGCAUUUCAACCAAAAGUCCUUUUCUAUGCUUCCAGCCACUUACAUGUUCUCAGGUCAGUCUUCAGAAUGGCUAAUGUUCAAUUGAAGGAAAGCUUUACUCCAGGACUA